Messenger RNA from Haplochromis burtoni (Burton's mouthbrooder), 1667 nucleotides. RefSeq names its product geminin coiled-coil domain containing (gene gmnc). Gene Ontology annotation, biological process: negative regulation of cell cycle; negative regulation of DNA replication. The transcript is spliced from 3 exons. Gene Ontology annotation, cellular component: nucleus. Lineage: Eukaryota; Metazoa; Chordata; Actinopteri; Cichliformes; Cichlidae. Bases 199 to 1308 code for a protein of 369 amino acids. The record is from RefSeq and is a predicted model, not a curated record.
UCCAAUCUUGAGCAUACACUCCUGUGUUAAAAUGUAAUAAAAAGCCUUCUCUGACUUUGAGAGCAUGGUUUUGAAUCCAGAACUUCAGCCGGGCAAAUAGUCUGACUAAAUCCUCCACUGCCACCAGUUUAAAGUCUGCUGUGUGUCUUCCUCUCAGAGUCUCAUUGUGUCUUUGACUCCACGCCUCCGGCUGCUCUGAUGUGGACGGAAGAUCUCUCUCCUCACCUCCAGAGAAACAAACAGCUCCAGGACACUCUGCUGCAGAGGGAGGAGGAGCUGGCCAGGCUGCAGGAGGAGAACAACAAGCUCAGAGCAUUCCUCAAUUCCUCCUUUGUGAGAAACCUGGAACAAAAGGCAAAGAAACUAACUGCUGAUGGGAGGAGGAAGCUGAAGAGAAGCCUGGCUUGCUUUGACAGUUUCUGUGGGGAUCAGCGAGCGCCCCCCCAACAAAUCAGCAAAAGAGUCUGCAGGAACCUCACUGCCCAGUUCUGCUCGGAGUCUUUAGAGACAUCUGCUUGCUCAGAACCAAACCUGGACCUCUGGGUCCUUCGAACUCUGGGACUGAAGGAUCGGGACACCAUCGAUACAUCCGAGGAGUCCUCCUCUGAGUGGAGCCUCAGGAGUUUGGUUUACGAUACUGCCGUCAAUCCAUCCUCAUUCCCAGAAUGCAAUCCCAACUCUUCUUUCGGCCCUCCUGUCAUCAUAUCCACAGAUACUUCAGUCCACAGUUACUGUCAAAGAGCAACACAUGGAACCAGCUGUAGGUACAGUGCUGCUGAAUGCCAAGAAGCAAACUGUGAAAAUCCUCCUGAGUCAGCUUCAAACUGCCCAGACGACUUCACUGCCACUCGAGUGAGCACACAUUACGAGUUUCCUGAAGCCACGACCAGGACCUACAGCGCCCCGUCUGCUGAGACCUGUUCUCUCACUGCCUUCAGUCAAGUCCAGACUUUGGAGGGAAAUCCUGCUGACCAUCACUCUUACUGGUCUUCACUACAAGAAACCCAGACACCAUCACAACACACGAUCCAGUUCAACCCACCAGCGGAAAGAGUCUUCCCCACCCCCGUGUUGCCUUCAGGUGCAGACCAACCCAGGAGUUCUGCUAGUGGCUUCAUUCCAACGAGCCCAUGUCAUCCUCCGGCAGCACCACAUACGCCUCGCAACCGGACAGAUUUGGCAUUCAGCAUGUCCCUCAGUCCGUCCAGCAGCGUCAAGACCCACAGCUUCCCCCAGGGACAGGCCUUUGUCAGAAAGGACGUGGAGGGCCGGUGGAACUUUACCUGGGUUCCCAGACAAGAACCGUAGGAAACCAGAUGGUCCUUACUCUGAAAGACAAUCAAAAGCCUCACGUUGUCUUACUGCAUAAACAUCUCAGGCUGAUCCUUUAGAACAGCAAGUUCAAGUGGACUCACUAUGGCUUUUAGACAAUGUUCUGGACUGAGUAUCAAAAAAUGCCUUGAAGGACCCUAAGAUUAAUUUUGAAGACCACACGGACAGAUGUUUAAACAGCUCAGAGACCUUUGUCCUAUGACAGCUUGAAGGAAACACCUCUUUAAGUCGCCUUUAUGAUGCCUAUAUUAAUGACGGUUACUUGAUUGCAUUCUGUUUACUCAAUAAUCCAAAAGCUAAGAGUACAGUAGCAACUGGAAAAGAAAAACACGAGC